UAUAUAGACAGAAAUAUAAAAGCCAACAACAACAACAAUAACAGCAAUGAAUGAAUAUGAAAACUUACAUUAGAAUAAGUAGGGGGAAGAAGAAAAAUUUUACUCUUAAGGAUAGGAAGUAUGACAGACAAAUUUAUAAAAAUUUUCUACAUAAAAUCUUUAAACAUAUACAUAUUAGUUACAUUCAAUUCUAAUAGUAAUUAAAGUUUCAUUGAUAAUCACUACUAUGAUAAUUAUAUAAUGAAUUUUAUUACUUCGUUUUAAAUCUUCAUGGAUGAUAAAUAAUUAAAUAAAUAAGUGAUUAUGUAAUAAAUAUGGAACAAUAAAAGGAAAUUAUUUGAAUUGACCGACAUGUAUAAAACAUUGUGCGGAUUAGUUAUUUAAUUUAUAAAGGUAAAUUGGAAUGAGAACAAUACCGCUGAUUGUAAUGAAUUAUUUAUUUUUAAUAACAUUUUACAGUUGGAAUAUAAAAAUUACAUUACAAAAUAAUCAGAGUAAUACAAUUCAACAACUAGGUUCAAUAGAUUAUCCUAAUAAAAAGAGUACUAUAAUUAUUGAAGCUUCAUGGGAUGAAACUGAUAAGAAUCAAACUCAAGUUAUGGUUCAGGCUGGAGAAUCAAAAAUAUUUAUAUGCAGUAUAUGGACUUUAGAAUCAGAUGAUAACCAUGAUUUCGACUCAGGAACUCAUGAAACUGAACAAUCUGUUUUCUUAUUUUGUCCAAUGAGUGUUGCAUACUGUGCUCAGGAUUGUUUAUUGGUGGAUUCUACAUGGCUACUUCAGUGUACCAGACAAUUUAGAAUAGUCCCUAAUCCUGAAUUAUUAUGGACCUCACAAUUGAAGAAUUCAAAGAUUACAAAAGGUUGGCGUUUGCAAGAAGUUAUUUAUAAACUGGAUAUUGCUACAACUAGUUCUGCCGGAUUUUGGGGCUGCACGUAUGGUGGCUAUCGCUCUAAUAGCUUGGAGCUAAUUGUGAGAGAUAGACCAGCACUCCUAUAUUUGACCUCAAGUCCGCCUAACCCUGUUAAAAUUGGAACUAAUGUUAAACUAACAUGUGAGGCUGCACCUAGUCCGAAAGCUCCAUGGUACACGUUUGUCUGGCGCCGAAUAGGAACUCAAAUGCCACCUGCUCAUUCAACCUUGCGUAUAUCUGAUACAAUCUCCGUAUUGACACUUUUAUCUGUACAACCGUCUGACGAUGGAGUAUAUAGCUGUCAUAUAUUACAAUCUCAAUCGAACUCAUUGAAUGAAGAAAUGUGGGAAGACAGUGAAAACGUGACUUCGGGAUCAAGCAAAUCAUCUGAAAAACUAAGAUUUAAAAAAGAUCCAACAGUACGUCGAUUACACUUGGAAGUAUUUCAUCCCCCUACUUCCUUAAAUAUAACUGUUCAUCCUCAUGGACCUUAUAGAGCACAAACAAAUGUCACAUUCAUUUGUCAUAUACAUGGUGGUAAACCAAAGCCAUUGAUUUACUUUUAUCGGAUAAAUGCUCCGCUUGAUAAUGGAAAUAUUUCAUUGAUUCGUUCAAGUUCUUUCACCUCGAAACAUAUCCUAGAAAAUAUAACUCAAACAACAGAAUCCACAGAACUAAAGUGGCAAUUAAAAGAAGCUGAUAAUACUGCCAGUUUUGGAUGUGCUGCAACAAGCCCAAUCAUUAAAGAUCAAAUGUUCUCGCUAUUUAUUAAAGUUAAAAUUAUUUUUUCACCUCAAGAUCCUAUCCUGUCUUCCGUACCACAUGGUCCAGUAAGUGAAAAUCGUACUAAAGUAUUUACAUGUCAGUCUUCAAAAGGAAGCAAUCCAAGAGCGAAAAUUUUAUGGGAAUUGACACCUGCAAUGGAGUAUUUGUCUACAGUAUCAAAAAGAAGUUCUAAAUCAAAUGAAAAAGAAACAGUCAUGAAACCAACGACAAAUUCUGACUUUGAAUAUAUUAUGUCGGACAUCUAUUCGGAUACCAGACACGAUCCCAACAAUGGAGGUUAUAUAGCAUACAGUGAAGUACGUUUGAUUGGACGACCAUGGUUUAACGGUGCACGGGUAUCUUGCCACUUAAUUUGGAAUGAGGAAGGAAACUACAAUGUGAAACAAGUUUCAGAAGAUACCAAUCAUAUGAUUACAUAUCAAAAAACAGCUUACCUUCUUACCGAAGUAUUUUUUUGUCCAUCAGCAAUUAAUUUGAUUGCAAUUCCACAAAAUGGAAUUCAAGAAACAUUUGGUGAGCAAAUACUUGAAUGUACAGCCACAUCAUCUCAUCCUCCUGCAAUGAUCACUUGGUUCAGAAAUAAUUCUUCAGAUAAUGUACAAAAGAUCACUACAGAAAGUGUAAUGAUGGAAAAUUCUUUGAUAAAAAUUGAUACAAAUUACCAACCAAAUUUGAAAAUUACAACUGAAACAUUCCCUGGAAUCUAUGGUGGAAAACGUGUGGUUAGCAGACUGAAAUUAAAUAACAUUUCCAGAAUCUCCGAUGGUAUGCUAUUCACCUGUUUAGUCAAACAUAUCGAGUGGACAGAAUCAAUUAGUCGUACACAUCAGUUAAUGGUAUUAUAUCCACCAACGCUAAAAUUAAAAAUUAUUCCACAAACAAUGGAAGAUCGCUUAAAGUCUAAUAGUAUUACUCUAAUCUGUAAUGCUGAAGGUGGUCAACCGAAAUAUUUUGAGGGCGAAACCGACUUUCUAGAUGGUAUCCAUUAUGAAAAUAAAUUUUCGAAAAGUCAAGGAACUUCACUUAAUGAAGAUAAACAUAAUAUGUGGAAAUUCUACUGGAAAUUUCGUCCUCAGUACCCUGAAAACUGGAUGCAAUCGACUAAUCAAGAAAUACUUUUCAACGAGUUAAAUAUGUACCGAUCGAAUAAACUAAUUUUAAAUCAUCCAGGGAGGAAACAAGCUGGCGACUACACAUGUUUACUUGAAGGUCCAACUAGUACAGCACAAGUAACUAGCCAUUUAGAAUUCACAUUCGCACCAGAGUUAGCACCACCAGGAAUUACAUCAGUAACGUCUGCAGUUGGUUCACAUACCGUAAUUGAACUUCAUAUAUGGUCAUAUCCUGUACCUUCAUCUAUACACAAUCCAAAAGAUACUAAAAUAAAACAUAUUGUGACUGAAAACUGUAAUCUUCAUGAAAUUAAUUCACAAAUACCAUAUGAAAUCAAAACACAAAAGAAAACGUAUACUUGGUACAAGGUUACUACUGAGAGAUCAGCAUCAGGUGUCAAAAUCCUUCAAAAAGAAUUAGUACUCGAAAACUGGGAACCACAUAUACGGUUGAAACAAUUUUCUUCUGGUAUUAAUAAAAGGCAACUUAUUUGGACUGAUGCAAUACUUAUUGACUUUCCAUACUAUGACACGGAUAUACAAAUUAGACAAAAUGAUAGUGGAAGUAGAAGUACAUUGCGAAAAAUACCGACAGUUGUUUAUCGACUGUUUCUAAGCCCAAUUACAGAAAAGGAUUACGGGGAAUAUAUGUGUGAAUUAGAACACAUGGAAGGAAGAAAACAGUUUUUCGUGCAAGUACAACCACCUGGUAAUCCACCAAUCAAUGUAAGAAACAUGCGUUUUACACGUGAUGAUUCGAGGAUUCGAGUUUACUUUGAUCCGCUAUAUUUUUUCAAGACCAGCCAAGGUGGUUUAGCUGUUUCAGAAGAAAAUAAAAACCAUAUUGUUACGACAAAAUCUACUUCAAACAUCGUCACAGGCAACUCACUCAGUUUGCUUUCUAUAAAGAGUGACAACAGUCAACAAUUGCAAUGGAAAAUGUUAAUCAGAAUAUGCGCAUCAAAUUAUUACAGGCGCGAACAAUCAUCUGAGGAUAUAAUAAAAGAAUGUUCCUCAUCACAAUCUACACUGAAAACUCUAAAGAAACCAAAUUAUCGUUCUUGGUUAGAUUUGUAUAAAUCAUUUCCCAAUAAUAAAUAUCAAACAACUUCUCUCUCAAAUGAGUGUAUUGAUAAGCUAGUUGAAAACCCUGAACAGGGUAAAAUUGAAAUUCCGCUCAUAUAUUUAUUUAAUAAUACAUUAUAUAACACUUCUUAUUUAAAAUCCGAGAACAAAUCCAACGAAACAUUCGAGAUAAAUAAUUUGUUGUCCGAUGAUACUUCAACCGACACUCCUCAAGGAAUUUACGUUCACUGGUCCGAAAAAGAAAAAUUAACUUAUCAGUUUAGAUUUUACGAUGAAAGUGGGAGUCUGGUUUACGCAACCGACUGGGUCGAUGAAGAAAACGAUGGUUACUAUGACGAAUCAACUUUCUCUAUCUUCAGUUAUCAUAAUACCUACUUGUGGAUUGUAAUAAUUGGUGCAUUCUUCUUUCUUCUACUAGUCAUUCUAUUUGUGUUUGUAUUGCGCAGACGAUUAAACAAUAAAAAUGAUUUUCAGACACCUAAUAAUCACAGCUCAACACCAUUGAAUAAAUCUAUUAUUAAUUCUACGACCACUUCACCAAUAGCAAGUUGUAAAUUACAAGAAAAUUUCUAUGUAGCUAACUUAUCAGUUGUUGAUAGUCCUUGUUCAUUAUUAGGGAGAAAUGAAAGAGUCACUAAUAGACAAUUCCCUUUAUUGUAUAAUAAAGAUGUACAAAAGUUUCCCAAUGAAAAAUAUCUCCCACCUGAAAAACAUUCAAAUAAUCAAACGUUACUAAGGAGAAAUGACUAUCAUAGAGAAGAAAUCACUGAUGAGAAUUUACCUGCAACUAGUAUGUCAAAAAAUCUAUAUGAAUUACGUUAUAAUCAACUUGGAUUAUCGCAUAAUCAGUUCUCUGGUGAAGCCCUCAGUGAUGAACUACAGUCAACAUCUCCAGAAACUAAUUCACCUAUAGUAUCCCACUUAACUCCCAUACCAAUUAUCCGAUCAAAUGAAAUAGCUCCUUCCACACCACUUCUACUUUACAACAGUUGUUGUACCAACAGAAAGUUUAGUGUUGGAAUGAACCACUAUUUGCCACCACUUUUUGGUCCAAUCCCUAUUCAGUAUAAUUCAAAAUCCUCAAAUUCAAUUAGUGAACUUUCAUCGCCUUUUCUUGGAAAUGGAAAUCAUUUUAGGAAAACGUAUCGAGCCCCCGCUAACACUUGUUAUCAUCACCAUCUUCAGAAUGGUACAACUAACAAUGAUACCCGAAAUACCAUCUACAAUAAACGAAACAAUCAAGAAGAUCUAACUGACCAAACAAUCUGUAAAUCUAAAAUGAAUCAGCCAAAGUUACAUAACGCUUUAGAUAUUAAAAAUGAUGUAACCAACACUUUAAAUUGCUGCAGUCCACCAACUGAAAUGAACCUUUUACAAGUAAAUGGUAAAUGUAAUACACUAGAAACAGAUUCAUUUGGACAAUAUAACUCAAAUCAUAAACCUAAAAACAGAUUAAUGAAUAAUUUAUACCCUUUGAAUCACACAGAGUUUCAAUCUUCCCAUAUUAAUCCUAAUCGAAAUAAUAACAAUUGUAAUAUUAACAAUUAUCUUAAUAUGUUCAAUUCUGAUAAUGACUAUUAUAAUAAUUCACAUUUUAUCAAUGAUGGUAUUAAUGAUAAUUUAAAGAAUUGUGAUACAAACAAGUUAGGUUUAAAAAUAAUCCCUAAGACUAUCCAUCAUUCUGAAUCUAAUAAAUUGUCAUCACCAUUAUUUGAACAUAGACCAAAUCUAUUAUCGACUGAUGGAAACCAUUCUGGUAGAAAUGAAGAAAGUACAUUAAUGAAUACGAUUAAUGAUACUAAUGUAUCAUUCAUACCCAAUCGACACCAUGAAGAACUACCUGAAAUGAAGAUGUCUGCAUUUAAUCAAAAUUACAAUCUUACAGAAAGGUUAAGUCCGUAUGAUAAUACAGUUUUUGGCAGUUCAACAAUUAAAUAUAAUCCAAUUUCUAUCAAUCACACAAAUAUUGAUUGUGGUGAAGUGUAUAUAAAUGAAAGCUCACAAGAAGAAAAUAAUUUUCCAUUAGGUAUUACUAAGAACAAAGAUAAUAAUAUAAAACUUUGUACUAUAAAUUCAAAAUUAGAAAAUGAUUAGAAAUUUCUAUAUAGUGAAUAUUAUACUCAACUUAUUCUAUCUUUGAUAAUUUAAGAACAUUUGAUUGUAACGAUUUUGUCAUCGAUAAAUCUAAACUUUCCUGUUUACUCCUCAUUUUCAACUUCAUUUAUUGGGGAAAAAUUGUGAGAAUACUAUUAUUUUGAUUUCAUUGUAAUAUUAUACAUAAGCAACAUAUUACUGAGAACUACUCCUAUGAAUAUUUUUAUCUUGUACAUAAUGGUUUCCUUUUCUUUUCUUCUUUUUUAAAUUUACGCUCAAAUACAUUUUAAUCUGCUG
This is a messenger RNA of Schistosoma margrebowiei, 6286 nucleotides long. The record is from the annotation of a GenBank genome assembly. Lineage: Eukaryota; Metazoa; Platyhelminthes; Trematoda; Strigeidida; Schistosomatidae.